Molecule: messenger RNA, 2180 nt
Organism: Xenopus tropicalis (tropical clawed frog)
Lineage: Eukaryota; Metazoa; Chordata; Amphibia; Anura; Pipidae
Gene: rundc1
Product: RUN domain containing 1
Exons: 6
Coding region: 292-2016 (574 amino acids)
Source: RefSeq, a predicted model, not a curated record
UCACCAAUAAAGAGACGUCGGGGAUUGAAGCCAUUAAUUGAGGUGGGUCAUUAUUCACCAGAAUGAUGGUAAUGUAACCCUAGCACAUCUCUGGACUGGAUUUACAAGGACUCUAUUAUGCUUAAAAAAACAUGUAUUCCAGAAAAAAGGGGCGGAGAACCCGGAAGAUGUCGCACUCGCUACAUAGUCAUGGCAAUAGCCACCUGUCACUAGUUCCUGGAUUUCUGCUGACGUCAUCAGCCGCUUUCUGAGCGCAAUAUGGUGGUGCUGGCAGUGCUGUAGGUAUCAGCCAUGUCUGCCGACGAAAUGUCCCUGUCUGAUGGGGAGCCAUUCACUCGGGAGCGCUGGGCUCCUGUGGGGGCAGUGGCUGAGGACACAGACGAGCAGGGCUCGAAGCGAAGAUUUUCCUCCAAUGCUGACGAAGGGCUCUCCGGCUCUCCGGUCCGUGUCCGCUCCGGCUCUGUGUCGGGAGAGCUGGUGGAGAAGCUGAGGAAGCUGGAGGAAGAGCAGGAUCUGCUGAACUCGUCGCUGCUGGCGCUAACCUCGCACUUCGCUCAGGUGCAAUUCCGACUGAAGCAGAUCGUGCGCGCUGAGGGAGGCGAGAAGGAGACGCUUCUGGCAGAGCUGGAGGACUUUGCCUUCAAAGGCAGCCCGCACGUACUGGGCACUCGUAAGCUGGAAGAGCAGGUGCUGGACGACUCUAAAUUGAGUGAGUGGGAGAAGAGGGAGCGCAUUGAGGCCCAAAGGCAAAAGCAGCGAGAGUUAAUUGUCCAGCUAAAGACUCAGCUGGAUGACUUGGAGACGUUUGCAUACCAGGAGGGCAGCUAUGAUUCUCUUCCACAGUCCAUGGUCAUGGAGAAACAGCGGGUGAUAAUAGAUGAGUUAAUUAAGAAAUUGGACGUUAACUUCCACGAGGACAUUACGUGCCUGUCUCCAGAAGAGCUACGGCAGAGGGUGGAUGCUGCUAUUGCUCAGAUAGUCAAUCCAGCUCGGGUGAAAGAACAGCUGGUGGAACAGCUUAAAACACAGAUACGAGACUUGGAGAUGUUUAUACAAUUUAUUCAAGAUGAAGUUGGCAGCCCUGUGGAUUGUUCAGCGAGUGGAACUGAAGGAUAUUCUCCAAAUACCAAAACUAAUCCUCGAAACAAAAUGACACCAGAGCAAGCACGUCAGAUGAGACAAACAAGACUGCACCUUUUGCGUCGAGCAUUAGCGGUCCUUCAGAUGUUUGCAGUUAGUCAGUUUGGGUGCGGCACAGGGGCUGUACCAGCUAACUUAUGGAAGCAAGAUGAGAGCAACAGAGACUUCUCUCCACUAAUAAAGAAACUUGAGGAAUCAGUGGAAAAAGUGAGGCAAUUGGCUCAAAGGAAUCAAACUUAUGAACAUGUGAUUAGCUACUCCAGCACAAAGGAGCUCUCAAUGGGUGGGAAAGAUGAAUUGACAAUGGCAGUGAGAAAAGAGUUAGCAGUUGCUAUAAGAGAUUUGUUGUCCCAUGGCCUGUAUGCCACAUCUCAGGGAAUGAGCCUGGUGUUGGCACCAAUCGCCUGUUUGAUCCCAGUCUUCAGCACCUCACCACCCACAAUGCACCCUUGGGAACUCUUUGUGAAAUACUACAAUGAGCAGAAUGGAAAAGCCUUUGUGGAGUCACCAGCUAGAAAACUCUCUCAGUCCUUCUCUUUGCCAGUUUCGGGAAACAGUAAGGUCACACCCAAGCAAAGCCUCCUCACAGCCAUUCAUACUGUCCUAACAGAACAUGACCCUUUUAAGCGUGGUGCCGACUCAGAGUUUAAAGCACUGAUAUGCAUGGCACUAAAUGAGCAACGCUUGGUCUCCUGGCUUAACCUCCUGUGCAAAUCAGGAGUCUUAAUUCAAACACACUACCAACCGUGGAGUUACAUGGCUAGCAGUGGCUUUGAGAGUGCACUGAACAUCCUCAGCCGUCUUAGUACUCUAAAGUUUAGCCUCCCGGUUGACCUUGCUGUUCGUCAGCUCAAGAACAUCAAAGAUGCAUUCUGAACCUGUCACAUUCUGAUAUGCACAUAUUCUUUUGCCUGUAAAAUAUUCUUUUGUGCCAGUUUAUAGCUGCUUUCCUACCAAAUGCUGCUGAUUCAGAACAUGCCUGGUUUAGUUUUGAGGUUGUCCUAGUAUAUCCUGACGUCAUACACUGAUUCAGAUUUAGU